Penaeus vannamei (Pacific white shrimp) is the source of this 643-nucleotide messenger RNA. The record is from RefSeq and is a predicted model, not a curated record. Lineage: Eukaryota; Metazoa; Arthropoda; Malacostraca; Decapoda; Penaeidae.
UUUCCUGGAGUAGUAGCCUACAACAUGAGCAAGGCUGCUGUGGACCAGUUAACUCGCUCUGUGGCCCUUGAAGUUGCAGAGCGUGGUGUUCGUGUCAAUGCUGUCAAUCCUGGAGUUAUAGUAACUGAAGUACAUAAGAGAGGUGGCAUGAGUGAAGAGGAUUAUAAAAAGUUUCUGGAACAUGGAAAGACAACUCAUGCUAUGGGAAGAGUUGGAGAGGUGGAAGAGGUAUCCAGAGCUGUUGUCUUCUUGGCUUCAGACAAUGCAUCUUUUAUUACAGGUGUUACCUUGCCUAUUGAUGGUGGGAGGUCUAUAAUGUGCCCACGUUAGCAAUGUUGCCUUCAUAGAGAUAUACUUGGCAUUACUGUGGUUAUUGCCUUCCCAUCAUUGGCUUUCAUUUUAGGUGAACCUUGAAUAACCUCCAGUUAUUCAUAUUUUGAUUGAGAUUUAUACAUUUCUUCAUAUUAAACAGUCUGUAGUUACAAUUUAAUUUGUGAUUUGCUUAACCUUCCAGAAUCAAAUCAUGUUGAAACCAACUGUGUGCAAAUAAUGCCUUGACUUAAUCUAUGUAAUAUUUAUUCCCUCCUUUCCUCAUAAAAAAAUAAUUAACAGUAGACAGCAAUAAAUUUAGAUAUGACAGUAA